AAACCCGUUAAGAUCCAACCGCCCAAACAUUUUUGAAUUGGGUACAAACUAAUUUCAAAUUGGGUAAAGUUUGAGCCCAUUAAACCUGACCCGCUAAAAAACAACUCUCACCCAUUUCAACCCGUAAGAUACCCAUUUCAACCCGUUUCCAACCAAAAAAAUAAAAACAAAAAUCGGCGCACGGCACUUCACGUUGCCGGAACACGUUUGGGUACAAACUGAUAACACUUCACGUUGCCGGUACUCUGUUCCUGAUCUCCGAUUCAACGUCCUUCUUGAGUCUCAAUUACUCGAUUCAACUAAAAUCACUAUAAUUUCUUCUGUGAAAUCGUUGCUGCCUGCUCCUAUUGCUCUAAUUUCGCAAAGAUAUAUUAUGCCAUUAAUCCUGGUUUUUGAAAAAUGAGUUCUAGUUCUUGGCCUCUUUUGUUUGACUCCCUAAGGAGCAUAGUUGAAACUCUUGAGAAAGCUAAUACUGCUGAUGUUUCCGUGGUUAGAGCCAUAAAACAAUGUUCUGAGACUUCAAGACGUCUUUUGGCUGCAAGUGAAAGUACAGGUUUGUUAGCUGAACACACUCAGCUACUAAAUUUCCUGCUCAGAAUUGUUUCCAGUCUUCAACAAGAGGCAGGUAAUUUGUCAAAUUCAAGAGGCAAGAAAAAAUUAUCUGGUUACAACAGUUUAUGGGAAGUUGAAACAGUAGCUUUUACUGUGAUUGGGGAACUAUAUUCAAGAUUUGGAUCUUCUUUACCAGUUGACACUUGGCAAUCAACAAUUGAGAUCCUUAGAAACAUUUUGGAAACGGUGGCAUCUAAAGGCCUUGUUAAGGAAGAUGGAGCCACUGCCCGGUUUUAUACCUCGCUUCUUCAUUGCCUGCACUUGGUUCUUAUAGAUUCCAAGGGACCGUUGUCUGGCCAUGUGGCAGGUUUUGUUGUGACUUUGAGGAAUUUUAUUCAUUAUGGCCUUGCUAAUAAAUCACACAAUAUGUUUGCCCUCACUGAUAAGAAGCAGAUUACUUCUGUGAGCAUCAAGACAGAUUUGACAGAAUCAACAACAUCACAAACAGGCAGAUAUAUGCCUCCACACUUACGGAAUAAAAAUCUGAAAAGUUUUCAGUUGGAGGACGAGAAAUCACUAACAAUGUCAUCUGAUUCAGAAAGCAGUGAUAGUGAUGGAUCAGGGCGGGGUGCUUGCAAUACACCCUAUGGCAAGACUAGGUUAGCUGCGAUCAUCUGUAUUCAGGACCUUUGUCUAGCUGAUCCAAAAUCAUUUACGGCUCAGUGGACAAUGCUCUUACCAUCUAGUGAUGUCCUACAGCCAAGGAGGUAUGAGGCAACACUGAUGAGUUGUUUGCUGUUUGAUCCAUUUCUCAAGGCACGGGUUGCAGCUGCUUCUGCCAUCAGGGCUAUGCUGGAUGCUCCGCCAUCUGUUUUUCUUCAGGUUGCCGAAUUCAAGGAAUCAGCUAAAUGUGGGUCAUUUAUGGCACUCUCCAGCUCCCUUGGACAGAUUUUAAUGCAGUUGCACUCAGGGACUUUAUACUUAAUCAAACAUGAAACACACAGUGGAUUGCUUGCGUCCUUGUUCAAAAUUUUGAUGCUUUUGAUAUCAUCCACACCGUAUUCUAGAAUGCCUCGUGAAUUGUUGCCAACAGUUGUGUCUUCUAUUCAAGCUAGGAUUGAAGAAGGCUUUUCGUAUAGAAGUGACCAGAAUAUCCUAUUGGCAACCACAAUCAACUGCUUGAGUGCAGCCUUGUCAGUCUCACCGUCUUCGAUUGAAGUCAAAGAUAUGCUUUUGGCAGAAGUAGCAGCAGGUUCCAUGAGUACUCAAUCGAAGUUGGGCAUUUUUUCUACGUUGUUUCAGUAUUGUGAACCAGGAGUAAGCUCAUCAGUAGGCUUUGAGGCACUUCAGGCCGUCAGAGCUGUGGCACACAACUAUCCUAGUGUGAUGGUCCUGUGUUGGGAUAAGAUUUUCCUUUUAGUUCAUAGAUUCUUGACCUUCUCUUCUGAGACAAGGUCUUGGAGGGAUAAUGUUGGAAACUCAAAUGAGCAAAUUGGAGACAAAGUCAUCACCGCUUCAAUUAAGGUGUUGGAUGAAUGUCUUCGUGCAAUAUCUGGAUUUAAGGGAACUGAAGAUCAUUCUAGUGAUAUGUCACUUGACAGCCCCUUUACAUCUGACUAUGUCAAAUUAAAAACAAUCUCCUCGGCUCCAUCUUACGGGCCACAUGAUUCUGCAGUAAAUAGUGAUGGAGCUGAAAAGCUGGCAGGAAGUGAGCAAUGGUUGGAAGCAAUAGUUAGGCAUUUGCCUCUUAUCCUUCAGCAUUCUUCUCCAAUGGUUAGUUCAUAGAUACCUUUUCAGUUUUCUCUAUAUAUUGGGGUAACUAACAGUUUAUUAUUUACCAAGUAGGAAAGACAUCUCAGAAAAAAAAUGCAGUUUGGACAAAGCCACAAACUUGCAGCAGCCUAAAUAUCAACACAUCUACUAAGCUAUACUAGGGAUAGAAUUUUAAAUCCAGCAAUCUACCAGUAAAUUCACUACAUUUUUGAGCUCGACAAUGAAUCUCUUGUAUGAUCUGCUUGACUACAUGGUCUGGUGGUCUGCCUGGAUUGCCAAAAACUCUAGCAUUCCUCUCUUUCGAGACAUGAUACACCCGUCCAGCCAAUGCCAUUCUGUACACUUCUUGUUGUGCAGUUUUGCCCCUUGCAUUUGCCACUGCCCAUGUAAUGUCACUCAGCCAAUCAGCCACUGAUCUGGUAAUGCCUAACCAUUCUAAUAGCUGCCCCCCCCCACAUGCUGCAUAGCCACACUUGAUGAGCAUAUGGUCAAUAUCUUCUUUCUCCACUUGACAUAAAGGACAGACAAUGUCGUCCAGGUUCACCCAACAAGCUAACCUCUCCAUAGUUUGGAGUCUUCUGUGUAGUGCGAGACUGCGAGGUAUAAUAUAAACAACCACUUUGGCACCCCUUUGUUAUUAUAGACCAAUAUCCUCCAUGGAACUUUAGGAGCCUCAUUUGAAACCACUUUGGCACCCCUUUGUUAAUAUAGACCAAUAUCCUCCAUGGAACCUUAGGAGCCUCAUUUCUAAUCAUUCCAUACACCUUUUCAAUAGAGUAAGUGUGCAGCUGAGUCACAUCCUCCUCUGUCAUACCUGCCUCUACAAAAAUCUUCCUUGCCUUCAGGAUCUCCAUAAAUGAUAACUUGUACCAUAUAAUAGAAGUUCGAGAAGUAAAGAAAAGAAGAAAUAAGUUGCACAUUUAAAAGGUUAAUUUAAAUUGUGAUUGCUUCAAAGGUAGCCUCUGAAGUAUGUAUACUGCCUACUCGGAUUCUUAGACAUUCUAAGUAAAGAGGAAGUGUUCGCUUUGACAGUUUAAUCUUUUAGAUGAGGGUUCACAAAAAGUCGGCAUAGUAUGUGCACGCAAAGGUCCUGAAUUCAAGUCUUACCACCAGCCUCUACGGAAUAUUUCAACAUUCUUGCUGCACGGAAAAAAAAAAUUGGUUCACCUGUGAGAGGGCUUGUUAAGACAUAAUUGAAUGAAUAAAGAUGGCCCCUUUGGCUUUUACGGUUAAAACUUUAGAUGAAACAGUCCAUACAAAGCAAAUUAGUAUUCCCUCUGUCCCAUUUUAUGUGGUACUCUUCCUUUCUAGUCUGUCCCAAAAAGAAUGUCGCCUUACCAUAAUUUGAAACAGUUUAACUUUAAAAUUCCUCUGCUGCCUUAAUAAAAUGAUUUACAGCCACACAAUAUUUAAGAAUAGGUACG
Molecule: messenger RNA, 3749 nt
Organism: Capsicum annuum
Lineage: Eukaryota; Viridiplantae; Streptophyta; Magnoliopsida; Solanales; Solanaceae
Exons: 15
Coding region: 400-2337 (645 amino acids)
Source: RefSeq, a predicted model, not a curated record